GUCGUGCUGCAGCUCAGUGGGCCGUUUCCUGCCUGCUGCUCCACAACCUUCAGCACAGCAUCUUAAAUCUCACCCUGGUCGGCUAAAAAUAUCCACCUGCUAAACAAAACUUUUUGCACAUAAAACCCAACGGCUCAUUUUUGGAUCAGAUUCUCCUGGUUUCUGUCAGGAAGCCUGCUUCUGUGGAGAGGAUUUACUGAAAGCAAAGAACUGCUCUAAUUCUCUGUGGGGAAGUUGAACAAAAGAGGCAGUAUGCUCUCUGAUUUUACAGAUGCUGAAAAAAAAAGAAGGGAGGAGAAAGAUUUUGAUCACAUGGUCACAAAGUCAUUCUGAAAGUAUGCUAGAGGGGUGCUGCCCACAGAAGUCUGAAAACCGCCGUUGAGAAGCUGCAGCGAGCAUCACUUUCAGAGCUGUGGGUUAAAUACUGUUUUCAAGCUGAUGGACGACGGGAUGUGGAACGCAAACAUGUCUGAUCUGACCACAGACACCUAUCAGCCCAGCACCACUAUUCAAUCCCUCUCCAAUUUCACCCCUGGAGCUUCAACAACCUCAACCUCUGUGGACCCCAUAGUAUAUACAUGCACCUACAGUGUCUUUGCAGUUUUGGGCUUUGGCGCCGGCUGCUUCGUCUUCUACAGCUUCAUUCAGACCUACAUGGCUCAGAGACGGCUGGCCUGGCUCGACUGCCUCCUCUGGGUUUUCUGUGGUUUCCAGCUGCUGCUCCUACUACUGUCUCUCCCUACUGUGAUGCACAGACUUGAAUACAUGCCGCGGACGGCCUGGGGCUCCGCCGCCCUUUCCUUCUCCAUCAAUGUGGCCUCUUUGUGCGGAUUGCUUAUCUUAGUGCUCAUGGCGUUCGUCCUGACGCUAGAUCCGCCGUCAAAUGCCCUGCUGAGGAAGCCAAGGGUCUGUGCGGCGCUGGUGAUCCUGACAUCUUUUAUAACCUCCGUCCUGCUGGCAUUACUUCGACGCCUACAGGAAGAUGAGGACGCCGGUGUUUCAUACGCAGCUGCAAAGCUCUGUUUGGCUUUUCUGGUUCCCUUCACCGUCCAAUUCGGACUGCUGAUAAGCGGCUGCGUCCGGCAGUGGAAAUCUAAAGGACGUUUUCUGUCCGGCUCUGAGGAAGGCCCUGUGUUUCUGACCGUUGCAGUGUUAAUUUUUCUCUGCCAAUUGUUCUACAGCAUCAUUCUGGAGAGAGUGGCUCAACCCAACAAGGAUGGGGAGAAGAAACGAAACUUUCUGGCUAUGGCCGAUUGUGUGCUGUUCUCUGGCAGCAGCCUGAGCCUGAUUUUUGUUCUCCUGCUGCACCGGCCGAGUCGAGAGAGUCUCCAUGGCGUGAUGAGGCAGCUGAGGGACUGCUGUCGGAGACCGGGACAUCCGCAGCCCAACAGAAACAUCAUCGCUCCGCAAAUCGAGAUCACAGACACUCUGCAGGACAUCGAGUCAUAGACGGUUCACAUGGCAGAACCGGCCCAAUAGGAGGCUUUUAGAGCAAAAAAAACUCCUUCCUUCUUUUUACCAUUAAGUUAUUUUAAGAAAGAAAAGCAACCAUUGCUCUCAGUGCAGCGUAGAUUUUUACAACAUUCAGAGUCAUUCAAUGUCUUGUUCUAAAGGGAUGCAAGCAGAGGAAAACAAACAGACCAACAAUAAAAUAAAUAAAUAAAAACUU
This is a messenger RNA of Cyprinodon tularosa, 1669 nucleotides long. RefSeq lists its product as uncharacterized. The record is from RefSeq and is a predicted model, not a curated record. Bases 439 to 1449 code for a protein of 336 amino acids. Lineage: Eukaryota; Metazoa; Chordata; Actinopteri; Cyprinodontiformes; Cyprinodontidae. The transcript has 2 exons.